Dipodomys spectabilis (banner-tailed kangaroo rat) is the source of this 4413-nucleotide messenger RNA. It is a transcript of the gene Cog3, whose product is annotated as component of oligomeric golgi complex 3. Gene Ontology annotation, biological process: Golgi organization; intracellular protein transport; intra-Golgi vesicle-mediated transport. Lineage: Eukaryota; Metazoa; Chordata; Mammalia; Rodentia; Heteromyidae. The transcript has 23 exons. Gene Ontology annotation, cellular component: membrane; cis-Golgi network; COG complex. The record is from RefSeq and is a predicted model, not a curated record. The coding region runs from base 101 to 2605 and encodes 834 amino acids.
CUGCCGCGGUGCUGGAAGCCUCGGGUCUCCCGGAAGUGGCCUGGGUCUCUCGGUCGGGGUCGCCUCCGCCGUGCUGCAGCUGCCGCGGGCCGCGAGGGCGAUGGCCGGGGCGGGAGCGAUGGCGGAGGCGGCGCUGCUCCCGCCGCCCGAGGCUGCGGCCGAGCGCGACACUCGGGAAAAGCUGGCCCUGUGGGACGGGAGACCCGACAGUACGGCGCCGCUGACCGACCGGCAGACGGACUCGGUGCUGGAGCUGAAGGCAGCGGCGGAAAACCCGCCGGUGCCGGCCCAGCUUCCAAUGGAUGACUUGUGCAGUUUAACAUCCCAAUUGCUGUCCACUGAGCCAGCUGCAGUAGUGCCUGAGUCUACAGAAGAUAUUCUCUUGAAAGGCUUCACUUCCUUAGAAAUGGGAGAUGAAAGAAUUGAGACUGCACAGCAGUUUUUCUCGUGGUUUGCAAAGCUACAAACUCAGAUGGAUCAGGAUGAAGGAACUAAAUAUAGACAGAUGAGGGAUUACUUGUCUGGGUUUCAGGAGCAGUGUGAUGCCAUACUGACUGAAGUGAACAGUGCCCUGCAGCACCUGGAGUCACUGCAGGAGCAGUAUCUUUUUGUGUCCAAUAAAACAGGAACUCUCCAUGAGGCCUGUGAACAGCUCCUAAAAGAACAGUCGGAACUUGUUGAUCUGGCUGAAAACAUCCAACAAAAACUUUCCUAUUUUAAUGAAUUGGAAACUAUUAACACAAAACUGAAUUCUCCUACGUUGUCUGUGAAUAGUGAAGGAUUUAUACCUAUGCUGGCCAAAUUAGAUGAUUGUAUAAUGUAUAUCUCAUCUCAUCCUAAUUUUAAAGAUUACCCUGUAUACUUACUGAAGUUUAAACAAUGUCUUUCUAAAGCUUUGCACCUCAUGAAGACAUACACUGUGAAUACACUACAGACCCUCACAAAUCAGUUACUAAAAAGGGAUCCUUCAUCUGUACAUAAUGCAGACAAUGCUUUUACACUAUUUUAUGUGAAAUUUCGAGCUGCUGCCCCCAAAGUCAGAACUCUUAUUGAACAGAUAGAACAACGAUCUGAAAAAAUACCUGAAUACCAGCACCUGCUAAAUGAUAUCCACCAGUGUUACCUUGAUCAACGGGAACUUCUUUUGGGUCCUAGUAUUGCCUGUACUGUCACAGAAUUAACUAGCCAGAACAACAGAGAUCAUUGUGCCUUGGUUCGCAGUGGCUGUGCCUUUAUGGUCCACGUAUGCCAGGAUGAGCACCAACUUUAUAAUGAAUUUUUUACAAAGCCGACGUCAAAAUUAGAUGAGCUUUUGGAGAAAUUGUGCGUGUCAUUGUAUGAUGUCUUCAGGCCAUUGAUCAUUCACGUUAUUCACUUAGAGACUUUAUCAGAACUUUGUGGGAUUCUUAAAAAUGAAGUUCUUGAGGAUCACGUUCAGAAUAAUGCUGAACAACUAGGGGCAUUUGCAGCUGGAGUAAAGCAAAUGUUGGAAGAUGUACAAGAACGGCUUGUGUACCGAACCCAUAUCUACAUUCAGACAGAUAUCACGGGCUAUAAACCAGCUCCUGGAGACUUGGCGUAUCCUGAUAAGUUAGUCAUGAUGGAGCAAAUUGCACAGAGUUUGAAAGACGAACAAAAGAAGGUACCUUCAGAAGCUUCAUUUUCAGAUAUUCGGUUAGAAGAAGCAGAGUCUAACAGUCUAACAAAGUCUGCUUCAACAGAAUCCCUCAAUCCUAGACCACAGACCACGAUUUCUCCCGCAGAUCUGCAUGGAAUGUGGUAUCCUACAGUUCGAAGAACUCUUGUCUGUCUCUCCAAAUUAUACAGAUGUAUAGAUAGGGCUGUGUUUCAAGGAUUAUCACAGGAAGCAUUGUCUGCCUGCAUUCAGUCCUUACUGGGAGCAUCCGAUUCUAUCAGCAAAAACAAGACUCAGAUUGAUGGGCAACUUUUCUUAAUUAAGCAUCUUUUGAUUCUUCGUGAACAAAUUGCUCCAUUUCACACUGAAUUCACCAUUAAGGAAAUUUCCCUGGACCUCAAGAAAACUAGAGAUGCAGCAUUUAAAAUCCUGAAUCCUAUGACUGUUCCGAGAUUUUUUAGGCUGAAUAGCAACAAUGCCUUGAUAGAGUUCUUGUUGGAGGGUACUCCUGAGAUAAGAGAACAUUAUCUUGACUCUAAGAAAGAUGUAGACCGGCACCUGAAAUCUGCCUGUGAACAGUUUAUUCAGCAGCAGACCAAGCUAUUUGUUGAGCACCUCGAGGAGUUCAUGACAAAGGUUUCAGCAUUAAAAACAAUGGCCAGUCAAGGAGGCCCCAAGUAUACCCUUUCCCAGCAGCCUUGGGCACAACCAGCUAAAGUUGGUGAACUUGGUACAACUGCCUAUAAAACAUUAAAGACAAAGCUGCCACUGAUACUGAAAAGCAUGUCACUCUACCUGUCCAACAAAGAGACAGAGUUCAUCUUGUUCAAGCCUGUUAAGAAUAACAUUCAGCAAGUCUUCCAGAAGUUCCAUACCUUGCUAAAGGAAGAGUUCAGCCCUGAAGACAUCGAGGUCAUUGCUUGUCCUUCCAUGGAACAGGUGAACUUUCUGCUCUCCGUGUCUAAUUAAGCAGGCCUGUUGGACUGGGCUGGGCUGUGUGUUAGCAGUGUCCUGUGGGCCAGUGCUGAGGAGUCUUGGUGGCCUGCAGGGUGCUGAAGAAGGCUAUAUGGGAAUCUUGAGAACCACCUGGGCAUGCUGCUCCAUGCUGCCAGCAGAAGGAAACAAAGCGAAGUGAAGAGAUUGGUGUUACUCUUUCACAGACACCAUAUGCCAAAGAUUCAUUGAUGAGUGGUGGUAACCAUCCUAUGUCAGCAGUCACCAGAGCAGAAGCUUCUAUAGUAGCCAUGUGGGAAAUGUUUCCUCACAAACGUUGUGCAAUAAAAAGAGGUUACAAUAAGUAGUGCAAAGAACUUUAUGGAAAUACAGCUAACGGGAAAGCUGUUAAUGCUUGAGACACUGCAACACUUUUAACCAAUGAGCAUUCCACAGUGACUAUUUUUGUACUUCCAGAAAUCUUACUUCUACACUCUAUUUUAUGUCAUGUUUCUUCUAUCAUUUUGAAGCUUAGUUGGGAGUACUUAUAGUUCCAUUUAAGAAUGCAUCUUCCUUGCUCUCCUGGGAAUUCAGGGUGUCAUCUUUGUCUGGGAGAGGAAGAGGCAGAGGCCUCAUGUAACCCAUGCCCCUUGAAUGGCUGGGGUGCAGAGCAUUCAGAGCAGGGAACUGUAGCCACCACAGACACAGGUGGGAUUGGCCUCUUCAGUGCAGAUCUUCAGGGUACUGUAGUCUGUAGGUGUGUGUGGGGAUUACCAAUUAAUGUGUCUUGAGUCUGGGACAUCAAGGAGAAAGACACUAAUGAGCGGCAGGUUUCAUGAAUGAAGUGUAGUCAGUCGUUUUCUGCAUACUACCUUCCGUUACAGUUGUCCUUUAAAAGGCAAACGCUUUCCUGUGUAUCUCUUUAUCUGCCUGCCCAGUGCUGUGGCAGCCUUGGAAUCUCCAGCCCUGCCACAGUAGGAUACAUUCACCCACAAAUGGAAGGAUGACAAACACUGCCCAUACUGUAUCAGGGAUCACAAAUUAUGAGUAUCUGCGAAUUUUCCUACAAAUUUUUCAAAUUCAGAAUUGGAUUGCUUUUUGCCUCUGAUGUUACAGUAAAUGUAGCCUUUUUUGUUGUUGUUGUUCAAAAAAGAAUUCUGAGUCAUUGAGAAUUCUCAUGCAGUGGGGUUCUGGAAUGGAGCCAGUGACCUUGUAGUGCAGGUGGUAUGAGUAGCAUGCUCCUUAGCCUGAACGCAGGCUCUUGCACAGGGCUCCUGAGGCCUGUAGCAGGUCAGUUGCUUUUCAACCAGGUUUGAAUUGGUGGUGGACAUUGUUUGAUAGAGCUUAUUACUCUCUAUUUUGGGAAGGUAAGAGGGUCCAUAUUCUUUCUUUGCCAUAAAUGAAUUAGGAAAAUUAUAUUUACUUACAUUUACUGUUUUAAAUAUGUUUAAUGAAAUAAACUGUAAAAUAUCCAGUUUCAUGUAUUAUAUGUAUAUUAUGGUUUUCCAAUAGCCUUUCCAAAGAAAUGAAGGCAUGAUUAUUGUACAGUACUGUGACUGAUUAGUUUGCUGUACAAAGCCGAAUGUGUUCUUCGGGAUACAAGUAUGUAAUGGCACUUGUUCUUGUGGUUUGAUCUUUCGUUUCAGAAACAUUCAGAUACCUUACAAAGUGCUGGGUAGGAAAUAGUGAUCCAACUUGUUUGCUAAAUGAAUAUUUGUUUAAAUCUGUACAGUUUCACGUGUUUACUUAUACAGAGUGUACAUACUUUGAAAUAAUUAAUUUAAAAUGCUUUAUAUUAUUUGGCUAGAAAUUGCUGUUUUUAAUAAACGAAUUUUUUUAAAAAA